AUGAAGUUCUUCAUCCCUAUCUUUUUGGGCGUCUUUGCCUUCUUUUCGAUGAAGGUAGACGCUAACGGUGUGUGCUAUGAUCCGAACCACGCGGACGUCGUGAAUUAUUCGACCGUGCAGGCCGACAUGAAGCUCAUCCUUAACGCCGGCUUCGAUAGCGUGCGCACGUACAUUGCCAAGUUCGGCAACACGGAAUUGGGUCCUAUCAUCGCGGCCGCCGGACUAAAGGCCGUCCUGGGUGUGCCGUACCCUCAAGACGGCUAUCAAGAGCAGAUGGAGGCCGCUAUUAAGGCAGCCAAUGCCGGUGGCGUCUCGGCCAUUAUGGUUGGCAACGAGAACCUGGCGAAUGCCAAUAGCGUCCCACGCGACAUGAUCGAUAUCAUCAAUCAGAUCAAGGCCCGCGCGUCCGUCAGAGUCGGCACCGUCCAGCGCAACACGGAGGUGAUCAACUGGCAGAGUGUCUCAGGCUGGACCGAACUGGUCGCUGCCUGUGACGUCCUGGGUGUGAACGUGCAACCGGUUUUCUCUCCCGGCAUGACCGCUGAAAGCGCUAUCAACCUCGUUAAGGAGGAGUGGCAGAUCAUGUAUAGCCAGUUUGGUGACAAGCUGAGAUUGAUGGAGACGGGUUGGCCCUCUAGUGGCUUCGUAAGCGGCAAUGUUUGCAGUAUCUCGGGCGAGUUAAACUUCUACAACGCCUAUAAGCAAUGGAUCAGCUCCGUGAACGAGAGCUAUUACUUCCAGAUGUUCGACACGCCCUACAAAACCAAGCUUUUUGAGCAAUCCUUCGGCCUGUACACUUCUGCUGGGAUGCUUAAGCAAGCAACGUCGUAG
Messenger RNA from Peronospora farinosa, 831 nucleotides. Lineage: Eukaryota; Oomycota; Peronosporomycetes; Peronosporales; Peronosporaceae. The record is from the annotation of a GenBank genome assembly.